Molecule: messenger RNA, 486 nt
Organism: Dermacentor albipictus
Lineage: Eukaryota; Metazoa; Arthropoda; Arachnida; Ixodida; Ixodidae
Source: RefSeq, a predicted model, not a curated record
AUGGCUUCCGCACGGCGCGCUGCGCUCAAGCCUCUGCACUUCUUGGAGUCACGUGAUCCCGCGCUCCAGAAAGAAGGCGCUCUCCGGGUGCUAGAAAUUGGCGCGGGUUCAGGAGCCAACUUUGAGCACAUCACGAGAAAGAUUAGGUACACCAACGUGGAUCCCAAUCCAGAGUUCUGCAAUGUCUUCUUCAGAGAGCUCAAGCGCUACCCAAAGAUUGAAUUGGAACGCUUGGUUGAGUGCCACGGGGAAAACAUGAACGAGCUUGAAGAUGAACAAUUCGAUGUGGUUUUGUUCACGUAUCUCCUGUGCUCAGUUCAAGAUGGGAGGAAAGUUCUCGAGGAAGCAAAAAGAGUACUCGUCAAGGGAGGCCAGCUGAUUUUCUUGGAGCAUGUCGCUCAUCCAAAAUGGACAUGGCCAAGGCUCCUUCAAAGUCUUAUAACUCCACUAUGGAAGAUCACUUUACUUCACGACGACGAGGAGUAG